GCUCCAGCUGCGUCUGAAUACCAUUUUUUUUUGCGCGUCUAUCCCAAUCGGCGUGCGUCAGCACGACUUUGAUAUUUUCCCUCGUCCCUAUCAUACAGUUCUGAAUUUGAUACAAAUGUACCUAAUUCGAGGACGAAUCAAUAAUGCUCAUUUCUUUGGUAUGUCAUAAGUAUAUAAUGCAAGAGCAUAUCUGAAUCUGAUCUAGUUCUUGAAAAGAGCAAUUAUUUAGACACCGGAUCUCCACUUGAUGUUGACAUCCUCCUGAUCGAUUAGAAGAUCUAUAUCUAAUAGAUAUCCCGUGAUUCAUCUCAUUUUUUCAUUUUGACACAAUCACAGCCAAGAACAGUCUUUUUCAUCUUCGAAAUGCUAGAAGGCUGAUUUGUAGUGUCAAAGUUAAUUUUUUUCCCAUCACAUCACAUCACAUAAAUAUUAGUCAACAAAAUGUCGGUGAAAAAGCGUGGUAGCCCUAACAAGAAGAAAGCUGACGCAGACGCAGCAGAAGGAGUUGAGAUGACUUCUUCUUCUACUGCAUCAUCGUCAAAAACAGAGGACUCAAGCUCAACAGAUUCUUCCUACGUCCCCUCCUCCUAUGUCGCGAACUUGAAAACGUUCCAACAAGGCAUGCCCAUGAUCAUCUUGCUUGCGAGUAACAAGUACCCCCUAGAGGAGUUUGGGCCUACCCCGUUUCGCAUCGCUCAUAUCGUGAUUCACAUGGCUGUUAUUGCUGUUUUGGUGUUUAUCAAAGGACAGAUCCCGCUAGGAGCACCUGGAGAUAAAGGCAAAGAAGAAAUGGAGAUUGAUGUUUAUGAAGAAUGAAUGUUGAAGAACAAACUACUUUACAGUCGACGUAGAUGAUGUAGUUUUAUCGAGUUUUAGGGACAGCCAUGUAUGAAGAUGAUCAGUGGGUGGAAACAAGUGGAGUGAGAAAACUACAAGAACAAAGAAUAUCAUUCAUAUUCUUCUUCUUGUUUAUUCGACGAAAUAAAAGUGUCGAAUCCGAAAAAUAGACUUCUCUACUAGCCCCCUGGAGAGGUUCCCCAGGGAGAGGAGUCGAAGGGAAGACGAGACACCCGCUAGAGGGUGAACGUAGAGGGCAUGCAAAGAAGUGCGCUAACUUUCGAAAUACUUUCAAAAUUCAUCCCCUAACUUUCAAAGUGAAUGCCCUAACUUUCAAAAUUCAUGUCCUAACUUUCAAAAUUCAUGUCCUAACUUUCAAAAUUCAUGUCCUAACUUUCAAAAUUCAUGUCCUAACUUUCAAAAUUCAUGUCCUAACUUUCAAAAUUCAUGUCCUAACUUUCAAAAUUCAUGUCCUAACUUUCAAAAUUCAUGUCCUAACUUUCAAAAUUCAUGUCCUAACUUUCAAAAUUCAUGUCCUAACUUUCAAAAUUCAUGUCCUAACUUUCAAAAUUCAUGUCCUAACUUUCAAAAUUCAUGUCCUAACUUUCAAAAUUCAUGUCCUAACUUUCAAAAUUCAUGUCCUAACUUUCAAAAUUCAUGUCCUAACUUUCAAAAUUCAUGUCCUAACUUUCAAAAUUCAUGUCCUAACUUUCAAAAUUCAUGUCCUAACUUUCAAAAUUCAUGUCCUAACUUUCAAAAUUCAUGUCCUAACUUUCAAAAUUCAUGUCCUAACUUUCAAAAUUCAUGUCCUAACUUUCAAAAUUCAUGUCCUAACUUUCAAAAUUCAUGUCCUAACUUUCAAAAUUCAUGUCCUAACUUUCAAAAUUCAUGUCCUAACUUUCAAAAUUCAUGUCCUAACUUUCAAAAUUCAUGUCCUAACUUUCAAAAUUCAUGUCCUAACUUUCAAAAUUCAUGUCCUAACUUUCAAAAUUCAUGUCCUAACUUUCAAAAUUCAUGUCCUAACUUUCAAAAUUCAUGUCCUAACUUUCAAAAUUCAUGUCCUAACUUUCAAAAUUCAUGUCCUAACUUUCAAAAUUCAUGCCCUAACUUUCAAAAUUCAUGGCCUAACUUUCAAAAUUCAUGGCCUAACUUUCAAAAUUCAUGUCCUAACUUUCCAAAUUCAUGUCUUGACUUCGAAGGUUAGAGCCCAAAACGUAAGCACCGAACUCAGAACGUAAAUUCAAAAUGUAAAUUCAAAAUUCAAAAUGUAAGUUCAAAAUAUAAAAAGAAAAAUCAAAAUUCAAAAUGUAAAUUCAAAAUUCAAAAAGAGAAUUCAAAAUCAAAAAAGAAAAAUCAAAAAAGAAAAAUCAAAAUCAAAAAAGAAAAAUCAAAAUCAAAAAUAAGAAAAGAAAACAAAGGCAAAACUUUAUAAGUAAAUAGAUUGAAUAACACUUCCCCUCUUUCAUUCUCCUCCAGCAGAGGAGUCCUUCGGCAGAGAAAUUAAGCCAGCAAUGAAGCUCUCUCGUGAAGCGUACGACCUCAAGGAAUGGGGCGCCCAGAUGCAGAAGAUUGGGAUGUCCUGCGUCAUCCUCUUGCUCAUCCACUUCCAGUUCGGCGCACUAUUGCCUCUUGCGUUUCAGUGCUUUUCUUAUGAUAUUCGUGAUGUAAUGUAGUGUCGUGAUAGUCGUGAUGUAGUGUGAUACUAUUCGUGAUGUAAUGUACUGCGAAGAUAAUGAUGUAGAUGUAGUGUGUAGAAGUGUGCUGAUAGAAGUGAUUGAUUCUACUUUUAUAAUGUAGUGUGAUAGUCGUGAUGUAGUGUGCUCAUAGAAGUGAUAAUUGAUUCUACUCGUACUUGGUCGUGGUGGACUUCGAAGUAGAUGUUUUGAAGUUGACAUCACUAAGUACUUGGUUUCAACAACUCUAUGGGUUUUCCCUUUGGUCCUGGUCUCAAUGCUGAUUUGACAGAUCAGAUCGGAGACACAUGACAUGACUUAAACAUAAAGAAGAGUUUAUUCCACACGAGUUGUACAACCAGAUGAACAAUUUUUGGUUAAGUAGAACACGACUCUUCAUGUACUAAUCUUCUAGUCUACUCUUCAUGUAGCAGUAAUCUACUCUGCUCUUCAUGUACUUACACUUCCUUUGCCUUUCUGUUCUAAUCCGCCGUUCCCUGUGAACUCCUACUCUCUCCGUUGUUCGAGAUCUACAUUAUGGGCAAUGGGACCGUGCCGCGACCUUUUCCUCAAGCUCCCUCUCCAUUCGGCGAGAUGAAGGAACGAUUUGGCAAAUUACAGGAAGAAAUGGCAAACCAGAAGGAGGAAGGUGAAGAUGGAGAGGAAAAGGCUGGGGUGGAGGACAAGAAAGCUCAGUGAGUGGGUGGAGGACAAGAAAGCUCAGUGAGUGGGUGGAGGACAAGAAAGCUCAGUGAGUGGGUGGAGGACAAGAAAGCACAGUUUAAGUGAAUGUGGUUCUUGGCGAAGAACAGGGCUCUGUGGGGGUACUGGGUGUAUGGGCUGACGCGUACUAGAAGAAUUAUGACACUUCUACGGAUGAUAGCGUCGAAGAUAGCAAAGAUGAUGCACCUGACUGUGAGAUGCACUAUCUCUGAAAUUUGUCUUUUACUAGGUGUCAUUGAAUUUGAAUCCAAUGCUUCUGCUCUUCUUUAGGAUUCAUAAGAUUUUUAACGAUCAUUGAGAGCAUUUUUUAGUAAAGAUUAAGAUCAUACUCAAACCUACGACGUACUAUGGGCAAAUGCCCAUUCCCAACACCAAGGACUCUCGUUGAAGACUCAAUCUUGACACAAAGUUAGUUUCUCCUGCUGAACAUUCAGCCACUAUAGACAAAGCCAGGACGUUUGUCACUCUGAUACCGAUUUC
This is a messenger RNA of Amoebophrya sp. A25, 3713 nucleotides long. The record is from the annotation of a GenBank genome assembly. NCBI's taxonomy places the organism in Eukaryota, Dinophyceae, Syndiniales, Amoebophryaceae.